AUGAACCAAAUCAACAACAACGACGUGUUCCACAUGUUUAUCCUGUACCAACGUGUCGACUCUGACAGAGACCAAGAGGACAGCCAUGUUUUCAGCCAGAGCCGAGAUUCAGCCGUAAAAGACAAGAGGCGGUCGCCCCCCUCGAACAGAUCCCCCUCCGCCCAGCAACGCAACCCUCAUCACAGCGGCUCCACAGACGAGCAGGAGAGCCCCGAGAGGGUGGUGCAGAAGGAGAAGCUCCAUGCAGAGUUGAAGAAGGUGUUGAGUCAGAAGAGAAGUCACCUGAGAGAGUCGACCUGCCAACUGGCCCAACCAGAGAUGGAUUCAGAGCCCACAGAAGAACAAGCCAUCAUUGAGGAGGUCUCUAAGUUGGUAGAAAUCGUGGUGGAGACGGAGGCGGAGGCUGGAGCGAGCGGCUACAGUGUGACUGGUGGAGGACAGCGAGGGAUCUUCGUUAAAGAUGUCCUCAAAGACUCGCCAGCUGCUAAACAUCUCAGUCUACAGGAAGGUGACCAGCUGCUGAGUGCCAAGGUCUAUUUUGACAAUGUGAGGUAUGAAGACGCUCUGAAGAUCCUUCAGUGCGCUGAGCCUUACAAGGUCAGCUUCCAGGUGAAGAGGACCAUCCCUGGGGCAGAGGUCAGCGUGAGACCUCGAGUUCCCAGUGUGGAGGUCAAAGGCCCCAAAGCCAAGAUGGCCAAAAUGAGUGUGAAGGGCACAAAACCAUUCAAGACAAAGAAGAAGAGAGGUGGUCGUUUUGGUCUGAAGAGGCUGAAGGAGAGACGCAAAGAGGAGCUGGUGAUCGAGGGAACGCCCCCCAGGCUGGAGAUGAGCGACGUGGACGUGGAGUUUUCUCUCCCCAAAUUCAAACAGAGUAGGAGUGUGAAGGUGGAAGCCGGAGGAGCUGAAGGAGCCACAGCCAUGGGGAAGGCCAAGAAAAUCAGGUUUCCUGGCCUGAAAAUGAAGAGUCACGCGGGAACAGAGAAAGGAGGAAAAGUGGAAACAGGAAGAUUUGAGGGACAGGUGAACAUCUUGCAACCAGAGGUAUCCGGAGCUAAAGCAAAAACAAAAGGAAAGGGACACAAGUUUGGGAUCACCUUUCCAAAGAGCAAACACACAAAGACAAGCUCGGCUUUGGAAGUUGGAUCUGUGGAGCUCAAGCCCCCCACUGUGAACAUCCGGCCACCAUCAGUGGAGUUCAAUCUGUCUGUUGAUAAAGACAUUAAGGCGCCUGAUGUGGAGUUUGCACUGCCUUCAGGAAAAGCUGAGGCCUCUUUGCCUUCUGUGGAGGGAAAGGGAGAAGUCAAAGCUCCUAAAAUUGACAUCAAAGGAAGAGCUGAUGCAGAGGCGGCUGGGGGAAAAGUUGACGUAGACGUAGGCAAAGGAGAUGCAAAGCUAAGAAUGCCAAAGCUAAAACUACCCAAAGUUAGACUCUCGCGUCAUUCAGAUGAGAUAGAUGGUGACAUCAAGGUAAAAGCCAAGGGGAUAAAAGUUCCUCAAACUGACAUAACACCUCCAAAAGUUGAAAUCAAAGCAGGUGAGAUCAGUCUCCCUGAAGCAAAUAUAACCAAACCAAAGAUAGAAAGUAAUCCCACAGGAAAAGCUGCAUCUAUUCAAAUGCCUUCAGUUGAUAUUUCUUUACCAAAAUUAAAGGGAAAGUCUGACAUCGACAUCUCUCUACCUGAAUACGAAGGUGCUGGGAGGACAACAAUUAAAAUGCCAGCUGUUGACUUCUCUGUGCCAGAUGUUGAUGUGGAAAUGGACACCAAUCAAAGAAUUCCCGAUGAGGUGGAGGGCACAUUUAAAGGGCCCAAUAUCUCCAUGCCAAAGAUUGAUCUCUCCUUACCAAAGAUGGGAUCAUCCAGUGUAAAUAUCGAAGGUCCAGAAGGGGGAGGACAAUUCAAUCCACCCUCUGUUGAUAUCUCUCUCCCAAAAAUGAAAGCAGAAGUUGGAGACGUGAAUAUGGACUAUUAUGUUGGUGGAGAUGGGAAGUUCCAAAUGCCGGAUUUUGACGUUUCUUUGCCAAAAAUUAAGACGCCAGGAGAAGUAAAUACACAAGGGAAAGAAGUGGAGUGGGGCUUCAAGUUACCUAACGUAGACCUGACCCUACCCAAAGGCAAAGCAGGAACAACAGACAUUGAAGGAGGAGAAAGAUUUAAGUUACCAUCGUUUGAUAUCUCCCUCCCUAAAAUGAAGACAGGUGAGGUGGAAGCGGACAUUGUAGGGCCUGAAGUGAAAGGUGGUCAAUUUAAAAUGCCUACACUUGACAUUUCUCUUCCCGACGUACCCAAGCUUGAGGGUGGAGGUCAAAUCCAGAUGCCCUCUAUUGACAUAUCACUACCAAAAGGACCAGAGGUCAGAGGAAAAAUGGAAAUGCCAUCUAUUGAUUUCUCACGUCCAAAAGGAAAAAUAGAGGGAGAUGUUGAUAUUGACGGACAUGGAAGUAAAGGAGGAAAGUUUCACAUGCCUUCAAUUGAUAUCAGACCUCCAAAAAUAAAAACUAAGGACGUCAAUGUCGAUAUAGAAGGACCUGAAGUUCAAGGAGGAAAGUUCAAAAUGCCAUCACUUGAUAUUUCAGCACCUGAUAUAGGAACUCCUGGGAUAGAUGUCAACAUUGAAGGUCCAAAGGUGAAAGGAAGAAAGAUUGAAAUGCCAGACAUUGAUAUUUCACUCCCCAAAGGAAAGGCAGGAGGAAAAUUUGAAGUUGAAGGACUUUCUGGUAAAGGAGGAAAGUUACACAUGCCCUCACUUGACAUCUCUCUUCCUAAAAUGAAAGCUAAGGGACCUGAGAUAAACAUUGAAGGCCCAGAUGUUAAAGGUGGAAAGCUAAACAUGCCAUCACUUGAUGUUUCUUUGCCCAAAAUGAAAUCUCCUGACAUAGAUGUCAGCCUGCAGGGUCCUGAUGUCAAAGGAGGAAAGUUCAGCUUACCAAGUGUUGAUAUGUCACUUCCUAAAGGAAAACUAGAAGGGGACCUCGAUCUUGAAGGCCCUGAGGUGAAAGGAGGGAAAUUCAAAAUGCCAAAAUUUGAUGUCACUUUACCAAAAGUGAGUCUACCAAAGAUUGAUGCCAAUGUGGAAGGACCAGAUAUGAAAGGAAAAGUGGAAAUGCCAACAGUUGAUAUUUCACUCCCAAAAGGGAAAGCAGACGUGGAUAUUGACAUUGAUGGACCCAGUGGCAAAGGAGGCAAGUUUCACUUGCCUUCAUUUGACAUCUCUCUUCCUAAAAUGAAAUCUAAGGGAGCUGAUGUUGAUAUUGAAGGACCUGAACUCAGUGGUGAUAUUCAUCUCCCAGAAGGUAAAGUCGAGGGUGGCCUGAAUAUUCAAGGCCCUGAUGUAAAAGGAGGCACCUUUAAAAUGCCUAAAUUUGAUGUCUCGUUGCCUAAAAUGAAUCUCCCAGAAGGUAAUAUUAACCUAAAAGGCCCAGACAUCAAGGGUAAAAAGAUUGAAAUGCCAGACAUUGAUAUUUCCCUCCCCAAAGGAAAAGCAGGUGGAGAUAUUGAAAUUGGAGGACAUGCUGGAAAAGGAGGGAAAUUCCACAUGCCUUCACUUGACAUCUCUCUUCCUAAAAUGAAAGCUAAGGGACCUGAGAUAAAUCUUGAAGGCCCAGAUGUUAAAGGUGGAAAGCUAAACAUGCCAUCACUUGAUGUUUCUUUGCCCAAAAUGAAAUCUCCUGACAUAGAUGUCAGCCUGCAGGGUCCUGAUGUCAAAGGAGGAAAGUUCAGCUUGCCAAGUGUUGAUAUGUCACUUCCCAAAGGAAAACUAGAGGGGGACCUGAAUCUUGAAGGCCCUGAGAUGAAAGGAGGGAAAUUCAAAAUGCCAAAAUUUGAUGUCACUUUACCAAAAAUGAGUCUACCAAAGAUUGAUGCCAAUGUGGAAGGACCGGAUAUGAAAGGAAAAAUGGAAAUGCCAACAGUAGAUAUUUCACUCCCAAAAGGGAAAGCAGACGUGGAUAUUGACAUUGAUGGACCCAGUGGCAAAGGAGGCAAGUUUCACAUGCCUUCAUUUGACAUCUCUCUUCCUAAAAUGAAAGCUAAGGGACCUGAGAUCAAUAUUGAAGGCCCUGAUGUUAAAGGUGGAAAGCUAAACAUGCCAUCACUUGAUGUUUCUUUGCCCAAAAUUAAAUCUCCUGAUGUAGAUGUCAGCCUACAAGGUCCUGAUGUCAAAGGAGGAAAGUUCAGCUUGCCAAGUGUUGAUAUGUCACUUCCCAAAGGAAAACUAGAGGGUGACUUAAAUCUUGAAGGCCCUGAGGUGAAAGGAGGGAAAUUCAAAAUGCCAAAAUUUGAUGUCACUUUACCAAAAGUGAGUUUACCAAAGAUUGAUGCCAAUGUGGAAGGACCAGAUAUGAAAGGAAAAGUGGAAAUGCCAACAGUUGAUAUUUCACUCCCAAAAGGGAAAGCAGACGUGGAUAUUGACAUUGAUGGACCCAGUGGCAAAGGAGGCAAGUUUCACUUGCCUUCAUUUGACAUCUCUCUUCCUAAAAUGAAAUCUAAGGGAGCUGAUGUUGAUAUUGAAGGACCUGAAUUUAGGGGUGAUAUUCAUCUCCCAGAAGGUAAAGUCGAGGGUGACCUGAAUAUUCAAGGCCCUGAUGUAAAAGGAGGCACCUUUAAAAUGCCUAAAUUUGAUGUCUCAAUGCCUAAAAUGAAUCUCCCAGAAGGUAAUAUUAACUUCAAAGGCCCAGACAUCAAGGGUAAAAAGAUUGAAAUGCCAGACAUUGAUAUUUCCCUCCCCAAAGGAAGAGCAGGUGGAGAUAUUGAAAUUGGAGGACAUGCUGGAAAAGGAGGGAAAUUCCACAUGCCUUCACUUGACAUCUCUCUUCCUAAAAUGAAAGCUAAGGGACCUGAGAUAAACAUUGAAGGCCCAGAUGUUAAAGGUGGAAAGCUAAACAUGCCAUCACUUGAUGUUUCUUUGCCCAAAAUGAAAUCUCCUGACAUAGAUGUCAGCCUGCAGGGUCCUGAUGUCAAAGGAGGAAAGUUCAGCUUGCCAAGUGUUGAUAUGUCACUUCCCAAAGGAAAACUAGAGGGUGACCUGAAUCUUGAAGGCCCUGAGAUGAAAGGAGGGAAAUUCAAAAUGCCAAAAUUUGAUGUCUCUUUACCAAAAAUGAGUCUACCAAAGAUUGAUGCCAAUGUGGAAGGACCAGAUAUGAAAGGAAAAAUGGAAAUGCCAACAGUUGAUAUUUCACUCCCAAAAGGGAAAGCAGACGUGGAUAUUGACAUUGAUGGACCCAGUGGCAAAGGAGGCAAGUUUCACAUGCCUUCAUUUGACAUCUCUCUUCCUAAAAUGAAAGCUAAGGGACCUGAGAUAAAUAUUGAAGGCCCAGAUGUUAAAGGUGGAAAGCUAAACAUGCCAUCACUUGAUGUUUCUUUGCCCAAAAUGAAAUCUCCUGACAUAGAUGUCAGCCUGCAGGGUCCUGAUGUCAAAGGAGGAAAGUUCAGCUUGCCAAGUGUUGAUAUGUCACUUCCCAAAGGAAAACUAGAGGGUGACUUAAAUCUUGAAGGCCCUGAGGUGAAAGGAGGGAAAUUCAAAAUGCCAAAAUUUGAUGUCACUUUACCAAAAGUGAGUCUACCAAAGAUUGAUGCCAAUGUGGAAGGACCGGAUGUGAAAGGAAAAGUGGAAAUGCCAACAGUGGAUAUUUCACUCCCAAAAGGGAAAGCAGACGUGGAUAUUGACAUUGAUGGACCCAGUGGCAAAGGAGGCAAGUUUCACUUGCCUUCAUUUGACAUCUCUCUUCCUAAAAUGAAAUCUAAGGGAGCUGAUGUUGAUAUUGAAGGACCUGAACUCAGUGGUGAUAUUCAUCUCCCAGAAGGUAAAGUCGAGGGUGGCCUGAAUAUUCAAGGCCCUGAUGUAAAAGGAGGCACCUUUAAAAUGCCUAAAUUUGAUGUCUCAAUGCCUAAAAUGAAUCUCCCAGAAGGUAAUAUUAACUUCAAAGGCCCAGACAUCAAGGGUAAAAAGAUUGAAAUGCCAGACAUUGAUAUUUCCCUCCCCAAAGGAAGAGCAGGUGGAGAUAUUGAAAGUGGAGGACAUGCUGGAAAAGGAGGGAAAUUCCACAUGCCUUCACUUGACAUCUCUCUUCCUAAAAUGAAAGCUAAGGGACCUGAGAUAAAUAUUGAAGGCCCAGAUGUUAAAGGUGGAAAGCUAAACAUGCCAUCACUUGAUGUUUCUUUGCCCAAAAUGAAAUCUCCUGACAUAGAUGUCAGCCUGCAGGGUCCUGAUGUCAAAGGAGGAAAGUUCAGCUUGCCAAGUGUUGAUAUGUCACUUCCCAAAGGAAAACUAGAGGGGGACCUGAAUCUUGAAGGCCCUGAGAUGAAAGGAGGGAAAUUCAAAAUGCCAAAAUUUGAUGUCACUUUAACAAAAAUGAGUUUACCAAAGAUUGAUGCCAAUGUGGAAGGACCAGAUAUGAAAGGAAAAAUGGAAAUGCCAACAGUGGAUAUUUCACUCCCAAAAGGGAAAGCAGACGUGGAUAUUGACAUUGAUGGACCCAGUGGCAAAGGAGGCAAGUUUCACAUGCCUUCAUUUGACAUCUCUCUUCCUAAAAUGAAAGCUAAGGGACCUGAGAUAAAUCUUGAAGGCCCUGAUGUUAAAGGUGGAAAGCUAAACAUGCCAUCACUUGAUGUUUCUUUGCCCAAAAUGAAAUCUCCUGACAUAGAUGUCAGCCUGCAGGGUCCUGAUGUCAAAGGAGGAAAGUUCAGCUUACCAAGUGUUGAUAUGUCACUUCCUAAAGGAAAACUGGAGGGUGACUUAAAUCUUGAAGGCCCUGAGGUGAAAGGAGGGAAAUUCAAAAUGCCAAAAUUUGAUGUCUCUUUACCAAAAGUAAGUCUACCAAAGAUUGAUGCCAAUGUGGAAGGACCAGAUAUGAAAGGAAAAAUGGAAAUGCCAACAGUGGAUAUUUCACUCCCAAAAGGGAAAGCAGACGUGGAUAUUGACAUUGAUGGACCCAGUGGCAAAGGAGGCAAGUUUCACUUGCCUUCAUUUGACAUCUCUCUUCCUAAAAUGAAAUCUAAGGGAGCUGAUGUUGAUAUUGAAGGACCUGAAUUUAGGGGUGAUAUUCAUCUCCCAGAAGGUAAAGUCGAGGGGGACCUGAAUAUUCAAGGCCCUGAUGUAAAAGGAGGCACCUUUAAAAUGCCUAAAUUUGAUGUCUCGUUGCCUAAAAUGAAUCUCCCAGAAGGUAAUAUUAACUUCAAAGGCCCAGACAUCAAGGGUAAAAAGAUUGAAAUGCCAGACAUUGAUAUUUCCCUCCCCAAAGGAAAAGCAGGUGGAGAUAUUGAAAUUGGAGGACAUGCUGGAAAAGGAGGGAAAUUCCACAUGCCUUCACUUGACAUCUCUCUUCCUAAAAUGAAAGCUAAGGGACCUGAGAUAAAUAUUGAAGGCCCAGAUGUUAAAGGUGGAAAGCUAAACAUGCCAUCACUUGAUGUUUCUUUGCCCAAAAUGAAAUCUCCUGACAUAGAUGUCAGCCUGCAGGGUCCUGAUGUCAAAGGAGGAAAGUUCAGCUUACCAAGUGUUGAUAUGUCACUUCCCAAAGGAAAACUAGAGGGUGACCUGAAUCUUGAAGGCCCUGAGAUGAAAGGAGGGAAAUUCAAAAUGCCAAAAUUUGAUGUCUCUUUACCAAAAAUGAGUCUACCAAAGAUUGAUGCCAAUGUGGAAGGACCAGAUAUGAAAGGAAAAAUGGAAAUGCCAACAGUAGAUAUUUCACUCCCAAAAGGGAAAGCAGACGUGGAUAUUGACAUUGAUGGACCCAGUGGCAAAGGAGGCAAGUUUCACAUGCCUUCAUUUGACAUCUCUCUUCCUAAAAUGAAAGCUAAGGGACCUGAGAUAAAUAUUGAAGGACCUGAUGUUAAAGGUGGAAAGCUAAACAUGCCAUCACUUGAUGUUUCUUUGCCCAAAAUGAAAUCUCCUGACGUAGAUAUCAGCCUGCAGGGUCCUGAUGUCAAAGGAGGAAAGUUCAACUUGCCAAGUGUUGAUAUGUCACUUCCCAAAGGAAAACUAGAGGGGGACCUGAAUCUUGAAGGCCCUGAGAUGAAAGGAGGGAAAUUCAAAAUGCCAAAAUUUGAUGUCUCUUUACCAAAAAUGAGUCUACCAAAGAUUGAUGCCAAUGUGGAAGGACCAGAUAUGAAAGGAAAAAUGGAAAUGCCAACAGUUGAUAUUUCACUCCCAAAAGGGAAAGCAGACGUGGAUAUUGACAUUGAUGGACCCAGUGGCAAAGGAGGCAAGUUUCACUUGCCUUCAUUUGACAUCUCUCUUCCUAAAAUGAAAUCUAAGGGAGCUGAUGUUGAUAUUGAAGGACCUGAACUCAGUGGUGAUAUUCAUCUCCCAAAAGGUAAAGUUGAGGGUGACCUGAAUAUUCAAGGCCCUGAUGUAAAAGGAGGCACCUUUAAAAUGCCUAAAUUUGAUGUCUCAAUGCCUAAAAUGAAUCUCCCAGAAGGUAAUAUUAACCUAAAAGGCCCAGACAUCAAGGGUAAAAAGAUUGAAAUGCCAGACAUUGAUAUUUCCCUCCCCAAAGGAAAAGCAGGUGGAGAUAUUGAAAUUGGAGGACAUGCUGGAAAAGGAGGGAAAUUCCACAUGCCUUCACUUGACAUCUCUCUUCCUAAAAUGAAAGCUAAGGGACCUGAGAUAAAUCUUGAAGGCCCAGAUGUUAAAGGUGGAAAGCUAAACAUGCCAUCACUUGAUGUUUCUUUGCCCAAAAUGAAAUCUCCUGACAUAGAUGUCAGCCUGCAGGGUCCUGAUGUCAAAGGAGGAAAGUUCAGCUUGCCAAGUGUUGAUAUGUCACUUCCCAAAGGACAACUAGAGGGUGACUUGAAUCUUGAAGGCCCUGAGAUGAAAGGAGGGAAAUUCAAAAUGCCAAAAUUUGAUGUCUCUUUGCCAAAAGUGAGUUUACCAAAGAUUGAUGCCAAUGUGGAAGGACCAGAUAUGAAAGGAAAAAUGGAAAUGCCAACAGUAGAUAUAUCACUCCCAAAAGGGAAAGCAGACGUGGAUAUUGAUAUUGAUGGACCCAGUGGCAAAGGAGGCAAGUUUCACAUGCCUUCAUUUGACAUCUCUCUUCCUAAAAUGAAAGCUAAGGGACCUGAGAUAAAUAUUGAAGGACCUGAUGUUAAAGGUGGAAACAUUGACAUGCCAAGUAUUGACAUUGCACUUCCCGGAGGAAAGGCUGAAGGCAACCUUAAUAUUCACGGCCCUGAGGUAAAGGGUAGCAAAUUCAAAAUGCCCAAUGUUGAUGUUUCUCUUCCAAAGUUGAACCUACCUGAAGGAGAUUUCAAAUUUGAAGGAUCAGAGAUGAAGGGAGGAAAGAUUGUAAUGCCCGCUAUUUCAGUUCCAGAGGGAAGUGUCGAGGGUGAUAUCAAUAUCACAGGACCAUCAGGAAAGUUUGGAGAGCCAACAGUUGAACUAUCUGGUAAAAAGGGUGGUGGGCUCCACUUGCCAACAGUUGACAUAGAGUUCCCCAGAUUUGAUCUUGACUUUAGCGUACCCUCUGGUCUGAAAGACAAAAGCCUCAAAGCCCAUGGUCCCGAUGGGUCAGGGAAGUUGGAGGUGUCUGGUCUCAAAGGAGAUGUUAAGCCAGCCAAGUUGAAACUUAAGGGUGCAGACAUUGAGACAGAUGGUGUAGAAGGUCAAAGUGCAUCACUUAAACUUCCCACAGUCAAACUUCCAUCAGUGGACAUCUCAGCUCCAAAAGUGGAUCUAGACUUUGGACUUAACAAACCUAAAGGUGAUGAUGUGGAAGUAGAGCUCCUGAAAGCAGAGGGAGGCAGGCCUUCUUCAGGGGGCAGCUUUGAUCUACCCAAUGUCAACCUCAAGUUCCCCAGUUUUACACUGCCUAGAUUUGGUGGAAAGUCCAAGAGUGGUGGUUUGGAGAUAUCAGGAAAAAGUCCAAAAGGAGACAUUUCCCUUAGCCCACCACAUGUGGAAGGUCAGAUUAGGGCACCAUCUGUAGAGUUUGAUGGGGAUGGAAAAGUCAAGGUGAAGAAAUCUAAAAUCAAAAUGCCUUCGUUUGGUUGGUCAAAAAAGGAUGCAGAUGUAUCUGUGUCUUGUCCUGACGUGGAUGUUAGAAUGAAAAAGGGGAAAAUUGACAUUCCUAAACCUGACAUCAAUGUUGAGGGCCCAAACGAUGAAUCAAAACAUAAAGUGAAAUUUCCCAAGUUUAAAAUAUCAUCACCAAAAGGUCAACUGCCAGAAGCAGAGGUUGACGCAAAAGAGGAAGCAGAUAUUGAGGGGAAAGGUGGCUUCCAUGCACCCGAUGUCACGAUUAAACUACCAAAAUUCUCAAUGCCAAAAUUUGGCUCUAAAGAAAAAGCUUUAGGUAAGUCAGGUGGUAACCUUGAUGCUAAGGCCAAAGUCAAGAUGCCCUCUGUAGAGCUUUCACUUCCAGAAGCUAAAACACCUGAUACUGAGGUUCUUAUUCCCAAAGCAGAAGUUGAUGUUUCAGACGCUGAUAUCAGAGGUUAUGAGGGAAACCUUAAAAUUCCUAAAAUGCCGACUAUUGACCUUUCAAUCCCCAAAAUUGACCUUGAUGUGUCUCUGCCAAAAGUAAAGCAUGAAGCGAGAGCUGAUGGAGUGGAAGGAAAAUUGAAGAUGCCAGAUAUUAAAAUGACAAAUGUUGAUUUGUCGCUUCCUAAAUGGAAAACAGAUGAUAUUGAAGGCACUCACAUUGGAGCCAGCGCAGAAGGGGGGAAAUUCAAAAUGCCUAAAAUCACUAUGCCUGACUUAGAUCUAUCCUUUCCAAAGGGUAAGUCCCCAAAGAUUGAAGGACCCGAAGUGGAAUUAAAAGGAGGUGAAGGAAAAUUCAAAAUGCCUAACAUAACAAUGCCAUCAAUAGACAUGUCCCUUCCCAAAGGAAAACCUGGAGACCUAGAUGCCCCAGGCAUUGAAAUAGAUGGUGAUGGAGGUGGCAAAUUUAAGAUGCCUCAUGUCAAAAUGCCGGAUGUUGACAUUUCCUUGCCAAAGAUAAACACUGGAUUAAUUGGCUCUCCAGAUGUGGAUGUAGAAGGAGAAGGAGGUAAAUUCAGAAUGCCUGGCAUCAAAAUGCCAAACAUUGACUUAUCUCUGCCCAAAGGAAAGACCGGUAAAUUAGAGGGACCUGAUGCUGAAAUUGAAGGAAGGGGAAAGAUAAAGAUGCCACAUGUCAAAAUGCCAAACGUUGACAUUCACCUGCCAAAAAUGAAAACCGCCAAUGUUGAUGUACCUGAUCUUGACGCAAAGGCUGGGGGAGGAGGAGCCAAAUUUAAAAUGCCCCAUUUAAAUAUGCCCUCUGUGGAUAUUUCACUGCCCAAAGCAAAGAUUGACAGUCCUGAAGUUGAAAUAGAUGGAGGUAGUGGAGGGAAGUUCAAAAUGCCUCAAUUGAAAAUGCCAGAUAUUGAUAUCUCUGUGCCAAAAGGAAAGAUUGAAGGUCCAGAGGUGGAGCUCAAAGGGGAGGGUGGAAAAUUCAAGAUGCCACAUCUCAGCAUGCCUUCUGUUGAUAUUUCACUACCCAAAGGAAACAUUGAAGGUCCAGAAGUUGAAAUAGAGGGAGGUACAGGAGGAAAGUUCAAAAUGCCUCAAUUAAAAAUGCCAGAUAUUGAUUUAUCUGUACCAAAAGCAAAUAUUGAAGGUCCUGAGGUUGAGCUCAAAGGGGAGGGUGGAAAAUUUAAGAUGCCACAUCUCAGCAUGCCUUCUGUUGAUAUUUCCCUACCCAAAGGAAAAGUUGAAGGUCCAAAAGUUGAAGUUGAGGGAGGUCAUGGAGGAAAGUUUAAAAUGCCUCACAUGAAAAUGCCAAAUGUUGAUGUGUCUCUGCCAAAAGGAAAGUUUGAAAGUCCAGAGGUGGAGCUCAAAGGGGAAGGUGGGAAAUUCAAGAUGCCACAUCUCAGCAUGCCUUCUGUUGAUAUUUCACUGCCCAAAGGAAAGAUGGAAGUUCCAAAUGUGGAAAUGGAGGGAGAAACAAGCGGAAAGUUCAAAAUGCCUCACAUGAAAAUGCCAAAUGUUGAUGUGUCUCUGCCCAAAGGAAAGUUUGAAGGUCCAGAGGUUGAAAUUGAUAAAGGUGCAGGAGGAAAAUUUAAAAUGCCACAUCUCAGUAUGCCUUCAGUUGAUAUUUCAUUACCUAAAGGAAAGAUUGAAGGUCCAGAUGUUGAAUUCAAGGGACGUGGAGAAGGAGAAUUCAAAAUGCCUGGUAUGAAGAUGAAAGAUGUUGACAUUUAUCUUCCUAAGGGAAAGAUUGAAGGUCCAGAUGUUGAAAUAGAAGGAGGUACUGGGGGAAAAUUCAAAUUACCUCAUAUGAAAAUGCCAGAUGUUGACAUCUCUCUACCCAAAGGAAAAUCUAGCAAAAUUGAAGGAGCAGAGUUUGAGGUUGAGGGAGGCGGAGGCCAAAUGAAAUUGCCACACAUGACAAUGCCUUCAGUAGACUUUUCACUGCCAAAAGGAAAGGUUGAAGGUCCCAAAGUUGAAGUCAAGGGUGAGUCAGGAAAGUUCAAGAUGCCAAAGAUUGAUAUAUCUCUUCCUAAAGGCAAACCUUCGAUCCAAGGCCCAGAGAUAGAGAUUAAGGGAGAUGAGGGGCAGUUCAAGACUCCAAAUGUGGCUAUAUCUCUACCUAAAGGAAAAACAAAUAUCAACACACAAGAGGUGGAAAUUGGGGCAGAAGGAGGAGCUGUCACGCUGCCAUAUAUCAAGAUGCCAAAGGUUGACAUUUCACUUCCUAAAGGUAAAAGUAAAGAUACUGAAGCACCUACAAUGGAGAUGGAUUUCAGAGGAGGAAAGAUCAAAGGCCCCGAUGUUAAACUUUCUAAGGGGACGAUACCAAUGGAAAAAUCAAGUGGUGUGGAGAUCAACUUACCAACCAUUGAGACAGGAGGGGAAACCAAAGUGCCAAAAGUCACAUCACCCGAUCUGGACAUGGAUGUAACACUUUCUAAACCGAAUCAAGGCACAGUUGUUGAGGGAGAGAACAAAGGCCUAAAACUUAAGAUACCAACAAUAGAUAUCAAAGUUCCAAAGGGAGACCUUGAGCUUGAUAUAGGACUGCAAAGAAGGGAGGGCAAGAAGGACAGGAAAAAAGUUGAACUACCUGAAUUUGAGCUCCACACAACAGAACCCAGCAGCAAAGCGAAGGGUGCAAAAGUUAAAGGGACAAGAUUCAACAUUGGAAUGCCAAAAAAGAAAAAUGGCAAGGAUUUGGCAGCAGAGGUUAAACCUGAAACCCACAACGGACAUAAUGAAAACAAAUAUCGUAUUAACAUCCCAGUGCCAGGGGUUAUUUCAUCAAGUGUACAAGGCUCAGCCAGCUCAGUAACAGAAGAAGAGGGUGGUCUCUCCUCCAGAGCAGAAAUCAAAGUCCCCAGGAUUCCAGAUAUAGAUUUUGAUAUAGGUACGUCACAGGAUGAAGAUGAAGAUAAAACAGAAACAGGCAAGAAAAUCAAAAUCCCCAAGUUUGGUGUUCCACUGCCCUCGAUAUCCCCCAAGGGAAGACGGAAUAUCUAUGGGCAAGAAAUUCAGUAUGAGGGUCCCAAGAUGCCCAAAGUAAAGAAGGCUGUUUUUGUCUUGGUAAAUCCUCCAACAGAUGAACCUGCUGCACGCUCAGGCUGCCUAGAAGAGGAGUCAACGACAGAGGACCUCGAAGUGAAGAUGCCCAAGAUCAAAAUGAAGCCAAGUUUUGGGAAGUCCAAAGAUAAAUCAGCUUCAAUGGGCACAGAGAAAGAGUGGGUGGAAGGGGAGAAGUUAACGGGGGGGGAAAUGACAGUUCCCCAAGUUAAUCUUCCAAAGAUAAAGCUCAGCUCUCCAUAUGGCAAAAUGGCUGCAGGGGAGGAGGACACUGAAAUGAGUGUGAAACUAGGAAAGGAUUUGUCAUCCGUAGAAGUGGGGGAAUCCAGCGGACUUGCAUUUAAAACCGGCAAGAUGGGCUCGGCUGGUUUUAGCGAGGAGCUCUCCAAGGAAGUGGUAUCAUCUCUUGCCAGAACAGAUAUGCUGGACAGGGACAGCUCAGACUCGCCCUCAAGUUUGACCAUGGAGUUCAGCUCUACGAAGGUCCAGUCUUGGAGCGAGGUUGAAAGCAAAAGCUGGGAGUCUGAAGAAAAAGAGUCUUCCCCCUGGUUCAAGGUUCCUAAGUUCACCCUGAAGCCACACUCCACAGGCUUCCUCCAGAUAACUCCAGAGGGUUCUCCUCAGGCCCAGAGGAAGGGGGAGGUGGCAGGCGAGGUCGAUGUCUCGGGGUCUUUCUGCCUCCACACCUCAGAGCACAGCUUCACCACCCAGGAAAUGCCCGAAGAACACCAAGUCUCCUCCACAGAGGAGGGAACUCUCACCAUGGUGACCAAAACCACCAGAAUCACCCGGCAAGUCGUCACCACCGAAACACGAUCAGGCGAAUCUUCGACAACCACAACGUCACCACACAAGGCGUUGGACUUUGACUACUGAGGAUGCUGUAAUGAUAUCUUAAAUGUCUUUGAAUUGUGUUGUUUUUCUUUGGUGAGGGUGCAGUGUAAGCUGAGCCUGCAAAGUGGAAAACAUUGUCAACAUAAAAGUCUUUAUUUUAUAUUUUAACAGUUGAGGAAAAUUGAGAUGAGAAAAAUUACAUUUCAUCUUUGAGCAUUUUUGUCAUUACAGCAGCAACAGAGUAAUAUAUAUAAAUCUUUUUUUUUGUUACUGUUCUUUGAGUUUCGUUAGUUUAGUCCUAAUUAUUUAUCAGUUUUGUUUGGUUUUUCAGGUUUCUCUCUAAAUGUAAACAUGUGGUGUUGCUUCAUUAUUUAUUGUUGUUUGUGGGUUCAACUUAUACUGUAAUGAGUCAUUGACAAGCAUCAGCAUCAUGGCUUCCACCAUGACUUUAUAGAGCAGUACAGGCCAGAGUAAUAUUCAUGUAUAUACAACUUUAUAAAUGAUUUUUUUGAGCAGUAUCCCCUCAAUUUGAAAUGUAAUUAUUUUCAUAUCUACCAGUACAAAUAAUCUUUUUGUUUUUUGGCUGGAUAACUUAUCGUGUUUCUCUUGAAAGAGAAGAGUGAGCUUUUUGAGAUUUUAGGCUUUUCUCAUUUUCUUGCCAUAGUUUUAUAUUUUGAGCAUUUAUCUGGUGCUGUGAGGUAGUCACAGUUAGUGAGCGAGACACUCUGGACUCUAAUCUGCUGUGGGGAUCAAACCUGUGACCCUCUCGUCAAAGGCUGUUCUCUAAAAUGUAGGCCACCCUGCUGCUAAUGUAUUUUAUAUUUAUGUUUAUACUGUACACUGCGAGGAGAAUAUCGGUGCUGUUUGGCACUUAAACAAAAUCAGUGAAAAGGACCUUGGUAGUGUAAACUGUUAAACAUUUGAUCUCACUACCUAAAUAAUUUUCUCUCUGGGCAGAUGUUAUCAUUACACUGCUACAAUGUCAGACCUAGUGAUUGGAGAGUGGUCUGGUCUCAAAGCCAUCCCCUAUAAAAUAGAUCCUCGGUAGCAAAGAAAGAGGUCAAUAGGGGACUCAGGCACAACUAUAAUGUUUUUACACGAGAACAUUAAACACAACCCUGAGACAAGAGUAUUGUUAUGUCGAGGUAACACACAAUGAGUAGUAUCUAUGUGUAAUAGAGAUGUUUUACUUCUCUGGUUUUAACAAUUCUUCAAAGUUCUCUUAGAUGAUAAGGGUUUCAGUGCCAAGUGUUUCUGUCAGAGCUGAUUUUGAGAGGAUGUUUGUUAAAAUAAAAUUAUAUUCACAUGAAAAAGA
This is a messenger RNA of Labrus mixtus (cuckoo wrasse), 15640 nucleotides long. It is a transcript of the gene prx, whose product is annotated as periaxin. Lineage: Eukaryota; Metazoa; Chordata; Actinopteri; Labriformes; Labridae. The record is from RefSeq and is a predicted model, not a curated record. Gene Ontology annotation, molecular function: protein binding. Gene Ontology annotation, cellular component: cytoplasm; nucleus. Gene Ontology annotation, biological process: regulation of RNA splicing. Bases 1 to 14367 code for a protein of 4788 amino acids. The transcript has 9 exons.